CAUACGUAGAAAUCAUAUUAUCAGAAAAUGAUGAUCUGAGUAACUCAACAAGGACAGAUGAUUCGCUUCUAGAAUUAGUAAAAACAUCUGAAAGACUUAAAAUCGAAGCUGUUUUAGAACUGGAACUAGAAAUAGAAUCUAUGACUGAUAGAUUUUCAUUGUCUCGUUUAUGA
Molecule: messenger RNA, 173 nt
Organism: Funneliformis geosporum
Lineage: Eukaryota; Fungi; Glomeromycota; Glomeromycetes; Glomerales; Glomeraceae
Source: the annotation of a GenBank genome assembly